AUGUCCCCAGACAUCGAAAAAGCCAGAGAGCGCAUCUCCCGCUACUCCAACCAGACCAAGCUGAAAGCAACACUAGAAGCAUCUCUCCAAUGGCUACCGGACGGCGGGAAAGAAGCCCUCGCUAGUGACAUCUUAAAUGCAACGACUGUUCAUAAGCUUCAUGAGAUCUUCUUCAAUAUUCUCACCAUCCUAGCCUGGCCGGCCAUACUCCAGUCAGAAGCAAGCCAAGUCAGAACACCCCAAGAGCAGCUUAGUCCCUUGGGAAAUUACCAGCAAGGCACACAGGAAGAUUGUCUGAAGCGUGAUGGCUCCUGCUGCGUCGUUACAGGGGCUAUGGAUGUGGAAACGUAUUCCGAGAAAGGCAGACCAGAGGGCUUUGAAAGUACCCAUGUGCAGGUAGCGCACAUCAUGCCGUAUUUUAUUUCCUACUGGAAUAAAUCUGCAAUGACCACCGUCUGGGAAACCCUAUGCCGCUACUUCCCUGCCAUUCACCAAGCUCGAAUGGGGGCCGGUGGCAUCAAUGCCCUGGUAAACAGCCUAUCAAACAGCUUCUUGAUACAUCUACCAACAAAUCUAGUAUUCAGUCGUUUCGCUCUCGCUUUCAAAGCAACAGACCGCCCAAACGUCUACAAAACCGUACGAUUCAGCGCGUGUCCAACUAGCCUACUGAUACCCGAUGAGAUCGAGUUAAAGUCAGUAGCGGCGCCUGGUCCAGAACAUCUGGAACUACCGAGCAAGAAUCUCCUCGACUGCCACUACCGUCUAGCCCAGAUCCUCAACGCCUGUGGUGAUAAAAUGGCUUUCUUACCUGGUAAAUACCGGGAUCAUUGGGAGUACCACAUCAGGUGGAAUGUCCAGGCAAUGCUCGAUGGGGAUGCUGAUCUUAGCGGAUAUUUGGAGACAGCGCUGUGGUGGGCGUAG
This is a messenger RNA of Aspergillus tubingensis, 921 nucleotides long. RefSeq lists its product as uncharacterized. The coding region runs from base 1 to 921 and encodes 306 amino acids. Lineage: Eukaryota; Fungi; Ascomycota; Eurotiomycetes; Eurotiales; Aspergillaceae. The transcript is spliced from 4 exons. The record is from RefSeq and is a predicted model, not a curated record.